UUCCUAUCUUACUCUCCAAAUCAAAACCCACCAAGAAUUUAUAAGUACCUAUGUCCUUCUUAGCUAUUCAAAAUUUGUGAAUCAAGAGACUGAGAUAGUGAGAGAAAGGGACGAACCAACCAUGCGUGCAACACAGAGAGUCAGCCAUGUUUCUAUAGAAUUUAAGGUCUCAGAUGAUCCCAUCGCCAUGAUCGAAGAACCCAAGCUGUUCUUCAAGUUUAAAGUCGACGAAUGCCGGAAGCCGGUGGUCUUGAUGGGAUCUUGGUCGACAACAUUAGAGAUGGAAGAUCACAGAACAUUACUAAGAAGCUUUAGUACAACUUUAAUGUCUGAGAGGUUGAAUUCUUUUGUUCUAGAAAUACUCUCAUCAAUAGAAAUCCUUCAAUCCAACAAUCAUGAAUAUCUACAAAAGCUGAUCAUUGAUCGAGUUUAUGAUGAAGCCAAUCAAUACUUAUCAACCAUGCAUGUUACUGUGGAUAUCAAGCUUGAUACAACUGAAGUGUAUGAACAGGAUGAACAGAUUUCAAGUUUUAUUGGGGAAUUAAUGGUAAUGGCGCAAGAGAGUGAAAGAAUGGACAUGAAACCUACAUCAAGAGAUGCAAUAGAAGCAUUAGAGAAGGUUGUGUUUGAGAAAGGAGGGGAUUUGUUGCAGACAUCAUGUGUGGUUUGUAUCGAUGAGUUCUUUGAAGGGAUGGAAGUUAAGAUGAUGCCUUGUUCUCAUAUCUUUCAUGGAGAUUGUAUAGAUCAAUGGCUUGGGGAGAGCAAUAAGUGCCCUUUGUGUCGCUUUGAGAUGCCAGUUUAAUUAAUUUGAGAAAUCUGUUCAUAUAGAGUGAAUCAUGUUCAUGUUAAUUUUCCUUUUUUUUUUUUUUUAUGUAUGAGUUAACCUGUAAUGGACUUUCUUUUGCCUCUAUUAAUGGAAUUCUUUACGGUAAGGGGAAAAAAAAAAAAUUAAAUUCAAUUAGAAGGGGCAAGAAGAAGUAAGGGUAGGCUUAAAAUAAUGAUUGACAAAGUGAUUAGAAAAUAUAUGCAUAUGAUUGCAGAUAGAGUUAUAUGGAGGACGCGGAUAUCUAAGCCUUCGGCUUGAUUAGUGCUGUGAGUUCAUAUUGAUCAGUAGUCAUAGUGAGGUUGAAUGAGAACCAUUCAACUUUCACUAAAAGUCCGAUUUCUCUCUUUUGAAAAAUAUUAGUCUGAGCUGAAUUUGAGAACUGAACCUUAAGUUUCGUCUGUCCAAGCAUUUUUUCUUUCUCAAUGGGUACUCAGAAACGAGUUGUUCGUCCAGAAAUGAAUUACCUGCUUUGUAUAUGCGGAAAAGAGAAACCAGAAAUAGUUGAUUCUAAAUGGAUUGUAGAAGAUAUCGAUAUGACGACGCUUUCAAAGCUUAUGCCAGUGUCUGCAACUCCAAAACUCCUAUCAAAACCCUAAAGGACUUCUCUCAGAUCAAGUACGGUGAGGAAUUUACAGCAUACGAAUUUCUCUGCGAGGGUUUUCCAGACGGACUCGGGUGCUUCUGAAGCUGAAUCUGAAAACGUGACAGAGAAAGGUGAAUUCUAAACCUUGUCGCUUACAUAUUUGAUUUUGAGUCUUACAGAAAGUUUGCAGUGGCUGUCUCAAUUUUGGUACUGGUUCUAAUCUUACAGGGAAGAAAACUAAAGGAAUGAGAUACUAUUUACCCAAAAAACAAAUUGGUUGCUUAUGUACUUCAGAUUACCAUAUACAAUUAUGAACCAAAUACGUUUUGUUGCAUAUUGUCAAUGGUACUUCUUUAUUUUUUUAAAACCUUUUUCCAAAUUUUAGAACCAAGACGACUUUGGAUAACAGGGCAAUGCCGAAUGAUAGUGAUUUUAUGCAGAAACAGGAGCUUAUUGAUGCUGUUUUGAAGCAGUGGACUUUCACUUGCGCCAAUUGCGUGUGCCAAUUUGUUCUUGAUCAUCAUUUCUUCUAUAGUAGUUAUCUUUGUAAGUUGUAAGCUAUUUUGGAGGUGAGAUUGCUUGUCUUACACUGAAUUCCUAUAUUCAAAUGCCAGAAAAAGGGAGAGGAAAAUUUUAUAGAUUUGGGAGUUUGCUGAAGGAGUGAUAUAAUUGAUGGAGUUACAUCACAACAUCGAUAGCGAAUGGUUUAGUUGAGAUAUCAUAGUUGUCCAGCAAAGUAUGACUUCUAAUUUUGUUUAGUCUCUCAUUUAUUAUUAAUUUUUUUUUUCUUCCUGUCUCUCCCUACAUUACUUAGGUAUUAUUCCAGUCUCCUUCUGUUAUACAAUUUAAGAGUAUUCAUUUGAUUAUUAUAAAAGAAAAGCUUAAACCUUCUUAAACUUGAACUCUUUGUCUUUUUUAUGGUAGAAGAACUCUUUGUUGAUUACAGUAACAUUUAAUGUUCAUAGAAUAGUAACAACAGGUAUGGCACUAAUAAUGUAACUUUCUCUUAGUUGGUCUCAUCAUUUAGUGUAACCUCAUCGUUUUUUUAAUUCAUUUUUACUCUAUAUGAUGUUAGGUAAUCAUCUUACUGCAGUAGGUGCAGUGCCAAGUGGUUUUUCUCUUUUCUAUCUUUCAAUAGAGUUUUCAGCAGUCACUAGAGUUAAACUGGACUCAAAUUAAGCAUUAUUCAUCUGUCCCUUCAUUGAAGCUUUUGAAAAGGAGCAGUAAUUUUGUAAGAAUGUAGCCAGGCGCUAUUUUCCAUUUUGCCCUAUCUCUUGGUAAAAAAUCAAAGGGAGAAACGGUCUAUGCUAACUCACUGAAUUCCAGUCUAACAUUUAGGAACUUGAUAGUAUUUUAAGUGUUAGACCUUUAAAAAACUAAGAACCCAAAGUUUGACUUUGUAGGCUUCCAACUUUUGUGCAUAACCUUUUCAAGUACACAUUCGUUUUGUAAAAUAGUUCUUUUUCUUUUUUUUUUUUUUUUUUUUUCCAUUUCAUCUAUUAUACUUCUUGAUAUGGAAUAAUUAUAAUGAUUGUUGUAUGGUUUACCUCUUGAUCAUUCAUAGAUGCAGGUCCCACUAGUAACUGAGGAGGUUGCUGUUCUUGAUUUGUAUCCAACACUUUUAUCAUUUGUUCAUGCUUCUUGUAAGCUAAGUUUUUGUGGAAUUAAAGGAAAAGGUUUCCUGUACCGUGUAUUCCACUAGGAAAUUUAUGGUCUACAUACCUAGUUGUGCCACAUGGAAGGGUGAUGGGGCCAUUGCCAACCAUUGGAUAUCUAGGGAAUGAUGUGAAUUGACCUUGUGUCAAAUUUCAUACUCAAAUUCUGUCACAUAUGCUCCCAGCAUAUGCCCUCUUGGUUGUCCGGGAUUUUCAAUGCUUUCUUGCCAAUUGGCCAACUCCAUUUGGGCUGAACCUUGGUGUCUCUCUUUUCAAAGAUUGUCAAACCACUCACCAUGCGACAGAUAUUUGUGCCAGUCCAGAGAGAGCCUCUUGACUAUGCAGAGCAGCAACACUUUCCUGUAUAAAUAUGAAGGAAGCCGAAAGAGAAAAAAAAAUUUAAAAUAUAGUCUUUUUUGUCGUUGUUUUUUUUCAUCCUAUGUUUGCACUUCAAAGUAAGAUGUGGGUAGAGAUGAGAUUGCUCUCUGAAGUUUCUACUCUUUUAGUUGAGGAGCUUCCUCCCCCCCCCCCCCUCUCUUUAUAUUUAUCUCUCUCUAGGUAAUUAUUUUAUCUUUGUGAUUAUAAAAGGGGUCUUGAUAGUAAUUUGUCAUUUCUUUUUCACUGUUUAUUCUGGGUCAUCAAAGCCACGUCUGGAAACUAAAGAUAUAUUUUUAAAAGCGUCUUGAAGUUAAUCCUUUGUCAUGGUCAGUGAAGGGUGCAAAGCAAUUUUUUAUUCACCCUGAAUAUUCUAUUUGGAGUUUCUAUAUCAUUGAAUUUUUAAAUCGUUGCCCUGGAAAAUUCAACUGCUAUUUGGUUCGUUGAGAACAUUUAAGGGAAAAGGCUAGGCAUGCCGCUAGAGUGCCUAGCAUGUGUCAUCCUCUCUCCUCCCCCUUUGGAAAAGACCCCUUUAUUUCCUGUGUCCAGCGACUUAGCCCUACGACUGGUGCAUGCCACUAGCUUACUGAAAGCUGACGGCAUGCCCAACCCUCUCCCAUUAUUCGAAUGGUAUGAAUAAACUUCUUAUUUACCCAGAAUGUCCUACUUGGAGAUUCCAUAACCACCUGUGUAAUCUGUCUUUGGUCUCGGAAAAUUUAAAUAUAAUUUAGUUUGUGGAGGAUAUGUAAUUUCCGGAUAGAUGUCUGAGUAUUUUUUAUGAUAUGUAAUUGCCGGAUAGAUGUCUGAACAAUUAUGAUGAUAUGUAAUUUCUGGGUAGAUGUCAGAGUACUUUUGAUGAUUUCUUUCUUUAAAUGAAACUCUGAGAGCUGUGUUCUCACUGUUAUCAUUGAAGGAUGGUGUUAUAAAUGCCCAAGAAGAGAUGCUUAAGAAUCAGAGAAACAAUCUGAUUGGGAUUGGUGCAAGUGUGCUAGCAGGAACAUGUUCCAAUUAGUUUGGGGUGGUUGGUGGAUUGCACAUGUUUGUUCUUUUUAUCUACAAAACCAAAGUAGAACAUUGUAUAUAGAAGUUUGAGCUCAUCCUUUCACUAAAUCGCUUCCUCUGAGUUGAAAAUUUGUGGAUUUUUCAGAUCUCCCUCUACAUGGUUUUGUAGAAAUAUGAUUAUCAGAUCAAACUCUUAUGAGACAGUUGUAUAUAUUUUGGCAGUUGGAUUGAGCAUUUUACACAUACUGAAAUUAUGCUUCUGAUGCCUCCAAUUUGGAAAUCUUGGCUCAUAAACAAAUCCAAUCGCUUCUUAACAGAGUAAUAGAUGUCUCUAAACUGUCUCCAUAUUAGUUCAUAUAUGAAAGUGGCAAAAGGAUCCCAUCACCUUCUGAUCCUUGUAUUUGAUUACUUGUCUGAGCUCAAUCCAACUCUAUAAAAUAAAUAUGGACUUAUGCAUGGUUUUAUGGUGCAUAUGCUUUCAUGGAUGCUUUUUAUAAUAUUCCCAGGUCAGUGAUGGUAAAUUGGUUCCUGGGCAAUGGCUUAUUUGUAAAAUCAAGGUUCUUAUACUUUAAUGGAUGUUCUGUGUGUAUAUAUAUGAUGAAGCCAUGUGUUCUCAGAUAUACUAAAUGUUGUACUUCAUAGAUCCCAAUCCCCAGGUUAUGAGGAAUGAACAUGAGAGGAAAGGGUGAAACACUAGAACUAAACAAAAAGAAAGACUUAAAAAUAAUUCUCUACAAUUCUGACAAGGACUUCAGCUCUGUUGUACUACUUGAUCUAGAAAGUAUUAGAAACAUCUUUUGAAGCAGAGAAGGGUAUUUUUUUCCUUGAGCUUAAAACAACUGGAGAUGAAUCCCUGUGGCUGUGAACUUGCUCUGUUCGAAGUGCGGCACCUUUGAAUUUGACUGUUUCUUUCUGUGCAGGGGCUGCUUGAUGAACAGUUUCAGCAGUGAUAUCUUCACCCACAGGAAACUGAAGAGGAGGAAGCAAAUCAGUGGGGAAGAAGUUGCAGUUCAGGGUUCCUUCACAAGUAACUGUUUUCUGGGUAACAACCUGCUUUUGGAUCCUAUCGCCAUUGACAGGCAACUGGUGAGGAGGAAGAAAAUCAGUAGGAAAGAAGUUGUAGAGAAGAUUGGACAUUGGUUCUCAGAUGAAACUUGGAAGAAGGAAAUGGUAGGUUGAAGCAGAGAAUUUAGGAGGAAGAGGAAGAGGAGACUCUGAAUUGUCUAGACCUUCAAGUGGGUCUAUUUAAAGAGAGAGAGUGUCAUGGUGUUGGCUUGUAGUUAGUUUCAUUGACGGUUGUGGAGAGACGAUGGAAUUGGAACCUUUAGAGAGAGAGAGAGAGAGAGAGAGAGUACAUGGCAUAUGCUGAUACCAUCUAGAAAGUAGGAAAGUCUUGCUGAUACGCUAUCAGAGGGACGGCAGUGUGAGAAAGCAUAUUGAGAGUUGCAAUGGGACCCCACAGUUUAUGAGCUGUCAGGAAUCUCUCUAUUUUGUUUGUUAUUUAGCUCCCAACACCAAACCAUCAGCUUCAAGGAUGGCCGUUGUUUUUUUUAUUUCUUUAUUUAUUUUAGUAUAUUUUUUACCCCUUUGUUUUGCCA
Messenger RNA from Macadamia integrifolia, 6039 nucleotides. RefSeq names its product E3 ubiquitin-protein ligase SDIR1-like. Gene Ontology annotation, cellular component: cytoplasm. NCBI's taxonomy places the organism in Eukaryota, Viridiplantae, Streptophyta, Magnoliopsida, Proteales, Proteaceae. The transcript has a single exon. Gene Ontology annotation, biological process: protein ubiquitination. Gene Ontology annotation, molecular function: ubiquitin protein ligase activity. Bases 122 to 802 code for a protein of 226 amino acids. The record is from RefSeq and is a predicted model, not a curated record.